Molecule: messenger RNA, 2045 nt
Organism: Papaver somniferum (opium poppy)
Lineage: Eukaryota; Viridiplantae; Streptophyta; Magnoliopsida; Ranunculales; Papaveraceae
Product: polyphenol oxidase, chloroplastic-like
Exons: 2
Coding region: 26-1777 (583 amino acids)
Molecular function (GO): catechol oxidase activity
Source: RefSeq, a predicted model, not a curated record
AAUAAACUUCAUUUGAUCAACAACCAUGUCCCUCUCUCAUUUGUAUACCACACCCAUUUCCUCUUCAAUCACCUCUAACAAUCCUCUUCGAUGUUCUACCAAAACUACCAGCAGCCCAUCAGUUCAUCUUUCAAACCGUACCCGCUACAUCUCAUGUGAACAAAACAAACAAACCAGCAAAGAAGGCAAUGCAAAUCAUAAUGUCAUUGAUAGAAGAAAUGUCCUCCUAGGGUUAGGAGGAUUAUAUGGUGCCACCGGUUCUGCUAUAGGUGCUCCGUUUACGCCUCCUGACUUAGGUCAGUGUCAUAAAGCAACGGACGAUGAUGUUACCCCGAAUAAGGUGGAUUGUUGUCCACCUAAGUACGGUAAUGCAAAAAUGGUUGACUUCACACCGCCUUCUGUUAAUGAUCCAUUACGAGUUCGGAAAGCAGCCCACAAAUACAAUCCUGACGAUAUUGCGAAAUUUGAAGCAGCUAUUGCUAAGAUGAAGGCUUUACCAGCAGAUCAUCCAUGGAAUUACAAUCAACAAGCUACCAUUCAUUGUACUUACUGCAAUGGUGCCUUCAAUCAGUUGAACAGUGAUGCUUUACUUCAAAUUCAUGAAAGUUGGUUUUUCCUUCCAUGGCAUCGUUACUAUCUAUACUUCUGGGAGAAAAUCCUCGGAAAACUUAUCGGAGAUGAUACUUUUGCUAUCCCUUUCUGGAACUGGGAUACUCCUAAAGGAAUGUACAUGCCCCCCAUGUACUUAAAUGAGAAAUCACCUUUAUGGGAUGACACUCGUGACAAACGCCACUACACGUCGGUGUUUGAUUACAAAUAUACUUAUAAAAACUCCAAUCCCACUGAUAUCGAUGCUGUGGUUACUACUAAUUUGGCUGAGCUAGACAGUAUAUUCAAAGAAACGUUACAAUUGCCAGCACUUUUUAUGGGGAAAGCAUUAAGAGCGGGAGAGAAGCCUACACCAGCUCCAGGGAGGUGUGAGAGUUUGCACAAUGUCGCGCAUAUGUGGGCUGGACCUCCUGAUAAACCUCACUGGAAUAUGGGAAAUUUCCACACUGCUGCUCGUGACACUUUGUUCUUUGCUCACCAUGGUAACGUCGAUCGGAUGUGGGAUAUCUACAGUAAGUUCCGUGGACAGAAAGUUGAAUUCAGAGAUCCUGACUGGCUUGACUCAUCUUUCAUCUUCUACGAUGAGAAUGAACAACUCGUCAAGUGCAAGGUGAGGAAUUGUCUGACUCCAGAAAGCCUACGUUACAGUUACAAUCCUGAACCACUUGCAUGGACAACCAUUCGAAGAAAGUACAAGAAACUGAGGAACGAAGCAAAGAAGAGGAGCGAAGGUGAUUCAUUGAAACUAGCCCCAGUUUCCGGGUUUGGAUCCCAACCACGGCCAUUAACAGGACCAAUACGGGUAUUAGUACAAAGGCCAAAGACUUCAAGGAGUAAAGAUGAGAAAGCAGAUGCAGUAGAAAUUUUAGUAAUAGAUGGAAUCAACGUUACAAGUGGAUCAACAGCAAGGUUUGAUGUCUAUGUAACUAAAUCCCUCGAAGGGUUAGCUGGGCCAGACAACGGAGAAUUAGCCGGUAGUUUUGUGCAAAUUCCGAAAUCAUCAGCAGGUAAAGGCUCGAGUUUGGAACUGGGUAUUAGUACUCUACUGGAAGAAAUUGAAGCCGACGGUGAAAAGGAAUUGGUUGUGAGUUUGAUUCCUCGAAAUGGUGAUGUUACUGUCAGUGGAGUUCGCAUCGAAUUAUUCAAGGUUGAUGAUGAUGAAAUAUGAAUGAUUCAAUGAAGAAGAUAAUUCAUUGGCUUUGGCCUUAGUAAUAUUUUAAUAGUUUUUGAGUUAUGCCCUGAAUAAGCAUGCUGCAGUUGUGGAGGACCAUCAUGCUGCAGUUGCAAUGGACCAUCUUCAAUUGGCUGUUUGUGCCUUAGAUUUCUCAAUCAAUGGAUAGACCUGUACUGGUGCUAGUCAAUUGUUUUAGCUACAAUUGUGUGGUUCUUUUGUCUCAGUCUUUGUAUUAUUUAUGGCUUAUGGCACCUUAUGAUAA